ACUGACUUCCGCCCGGCUCGUGCUCUCCUUCCCCCUGCCGCUGGUGAGCAGCAUCAGCCGGCGGAGCAGCAGAAAUGACGGGGGAACCCGGCAACAGCAGCAGCAGCAGCAGCGGCUGACUGAGAGCCCACGACAUUUUUCAACUCCCCACGUUCACGGAGCAACGUAGACGUCGUGCGAGGCGAAGGAAGAGCCACGGAAAGCGAGAAUAUGCGCGUUCUUCGAUGCGCCGGGAUUUGCUACUUUUGCGUGAAGAGGCGGACCCACAGGAGACGAGUUUCAGUAUGCUGAGGCUGUCCCCGCUGUUUGUGUACUGUGUGUGGAAGUACACACACUAUUUGCUUCCAACUCGCAGGCCCACGUAAAAAGGAAUUUAACACGAUACUCUUCCUCUGUCGGGGAUUUAUUUACCACGCUGCAACAUUUGAGCUCCCUCCUUUUUUUGGGUUCUGUUUUUGUUUUGGAAGCAGAAGGAAAUUCCUUCAGACGUGCUUUAGCCGCCACACAUAACACCCUAGCGGUGUCGUCUUCUUAUUAUUUUCUGCUACUAUUUUCUGUUGAAGUACUUUACCCCACGAUGAACUCUUAUUUAGUGGGGAUUUUCCACGCUCCGGUCAGGUUCUGUGUUGUCACACGCCUCUGCUCCAGCUGUUAGCCGCCGGUGCGUUUGCCAACAAGUCUACUGCGGGAAUUUUUUUUUUCUUUCCUUAAGUUGCUGCAAUUACCAGGUGUCUCUUCAGCUCGUGACACCAGCAUUUUACUCUAAAAGGACUCAUUUUCAAUUAAUUUAUUUAAUUUAUAAUUAUUAUCUUUGUUAAUUAGGUCUGCACCUGACGUAUUGUUGCCCCCCCCCCCCCGAGCCUGUCGGAUCCUCACUUCUCAGCAGAGACCACGGAUACGAAAGAAAAAGAGAACCCACUCCAGAUUUUCACCAUGAGUUGCGUCCACAAGGUGCUAAAUGUGUUGCUACGUGGACUCGUCAUCUAUGCGGUACUGGGCUUGGGGUGCACUUACUCGAGUGGGCAACCCACCAGCCCCACCACUGAUGCUGCAAAUGUAGCCACCACAGACCCCUGUCUUAUAGUGAUGCCGCCGUGCAUGAGCGAGGCCGACCGCUUCAGCCUGGAGGCGCUGCGGCACAUCCACAAACAGCUGGAUGACGAUAAUGACGGGGGAAUAGAAGUCAAUGAGAGUGUUGAGUUUAUAAUCGAAGACAUGAAGCAGCAGCAAACCAACAAACAUAGCAACCUGCACCAUGAAGACCAACACAUCACUGUGGAAGAGUUGUGGAAGGGCUGGAAGACCUCUGAAGUCCACAACUGGACCAUGGAGGACACUGUGCAGUGGCUGAGGGAGUCAGUGGAGCUGCCGCAGUAUGAGAAGAACUUCCGGGACUUCCGGGUCACGGGGAACACCUUACCUCGAAUAGCGGCAAAUGAGCCGUCAUUUAUGUCGAUUCAGCUGAAGAUAUUAGACCCGCGGCAUAAACAAAAACUGAACCUGAAGGCGCUUGAUGCGGUGCUGUUUGGUCCUCCUCUCCGUCCACAACAUAACUGGAUGAAAGACUUUGUCCUGAUGGUUUCCAUAGUGAUCGGUGUGGGGGGCUGCUGGUUUGCUUAUGUGCAAAACAAGUCCAGCAAGGUGCACAUCUCUCAGAUGAUGAAGGAUCUGGACAGCCUACAAAAUGCUGAGCAAAGCCUCCUAGACCUACAGAGUCGACUAGAAAAAGCUCAGGAAGAGAACCGGACAGUGGCAGUGGAGAAACAGAACCUCGAGCAGAAAAUGAGGGACGAGAUCCACGGGGCCAAAAAGGAGGCUCACCGGCUCCGAGAGCUGCGGGAGGGAGCCGAGUGUGAGCUGAGUCGCCUCAAAUAUGCAGAGGAAGAGCUCGUACAGGUGCGCAAGGCUCUGAAGCGAGCGGAGAAGGAGAUGCAGUCGGAGCGCUCGGUGCCCGAAGCUCUGCAGAAGUGGCUGCAGCUGACGCACGAGGUGGAGGUCCAGUACUACAACAUCAAGAAACAGAACGCAGAGUUUCAGCUCUGUGUCGCCAAAGAUGAGGCGGAGAAAAUUAAAAAGAAGAGAAGUUCUGUGUUUGGAACUCUUCACGUAGCCCACAGUUCAUCACUCGAUGAGGUGGAUCACAAGAUACUGGAGGCCAAGAAAGCCCUGUCAGAGGUAACGGCGUGCCUGAGGGAGCGUCUCCACCGCUGGCAGCAGAUUGAGAAGCUUUGUGGCUUCCCUGUUGUCAGUAACUCCGGGCUGCCGAGCCUCACAGCCAGUCUCUACUCAGACCACAGCUGGGUGGUCAUGCCGCGGGUUUCCGUGCCUCCGUACCCCAUCGCGGGCGGAGUGGAUGACCUGGACGAGGACACGCCUCCCAUCAUUCCACAGUUCACAUCAACUACUUUGAUCCGGCCGUCGCUUACGCGCAACAGCAGCAUGUGUCGUUCCCGCCGGAGCCUACUGAGCUCCCCGCCGUCCUCGCUGAUGUCUCCAGACCCGGACCUGCUGUCCAUGGCCAGCUCGUCCCUCUCCUAUCGCCCCGAGGCAGACGACGAACAUAUCAUGUUCAGCUCGGAUAGGAGGGGGUAUGUAGCGGUGGCCGGAACGCUGCGGAAUGGUUUUAAAGUUUGGACUCAAAGGGAACUGGCUCAGGAGGGCUGCUCUGACACAGACUCUCUAAACUCAUCCACGGGUCGAAAGCAGCUGCAGAACGCAGACACGCCAGGAUUGGAGACCCCCUACCGCAAGAUCUCCCGCGAGGAGCUGCUGCUGUUCAGCCAAAAUCCAGAGCUUCCUGCUUCCAUUCACACCACCACCACCAGCAGCAGCAGCAGCAGCGGCAGUCUCAGGGACUCCACGCCUCCUCCUCUCCCGCCCACUCCAGCCACCACACCCUCGGGCCCGCCCUCCACCUCGCCCUCCCCGGCCUUGGAGCACCACUCAUUUGCACACAGAGGCUCUCCUGACCUCACCAGCAUGAUCCCAGAGUCCAAAAGCGCAAUCUUCUCGCAGGGGAACGUCAUCACCUCUCAGAAGGGAAAGGGCACGUACAACGGCAUGUUGGAGAAGUCCUACAGCUACGGUCAGCUGCCUGCCAGCAUGCUGCCCAACGUGGGCCGCUUCCCAUCUCUGACCUCCCUGGACUCGGAGGGCAGGAGCGCGGGAAGAGAGUACAAGCUCCAAAGCACGUCCUCCCAGGACUCCAGCGACAAUGGAGAGAAAAAGCGCUCCUCUAAACUGAAAAGCUUGUUCAAAAAGAAAAAAUAAAAACUAGUGAGAGAGAGAGAGAGAGAGAGAGAGAGAGAGAGAGAGAGAGAGAAAUAAGGAGUUGUUUUAGCCAGAAUACUAAUAAAAUGGACAUCACUGUAAAGCUAAAACAUUUCAUUUUCUCUCUUUGUUUUCGUCAGAGAUGGAAUGUAGCUCAGGCUGGAUGCCUUUAAACACUCCAGACUGCUAGCCUUAUUUUUCAAUAAUACCUUUAUUUUUUUUUUGUUCACUCUUAGCCUCACAGGGAAACCUGCAAAGGUCAAUCAAACAGUCGUCAUCCAGACAGACAAAAAAAAACCCCUCUGUCUUAUUUUUAUGUUAUUUUGUGUUUGAACCAAAAAGCCACUAUGUGUAAAGGUCUAAAGGCAUAGUUCCUAAAUUUAUCCGGUGAGUCAUGUUUGCUGUCCUUUUUCAAAGUAUUUACUUAACAGUCCAACGACUACAGUUACUUCCCCUUCAGUAUAUUCAUCUUUGCACGUUGCAAAGUGUUUUCAGUCCUUAAAUCAUGUAUUUGAUUAAUAUCUUUUGGGAAAAAAAAAAAAAACCUUGCUUAAAGUUUGUUGCACUACUGCUUCCUGGUUUGGGACAUGAAAUAACGGUAUAAAAGAUGAGAGGAACUCAUGGGCAGCAGCAGUGAAAAUGCAGCACACGACGUCAAACGACGAGCCAAAAACAAUCUGAUGCAUUUCCAAUGUCACUGUCAAUGGUCAUCUCAAAAUAUAAUAUAUAUAAAUAUAUGUAUAUUUUUUUGGCAUUAUAAUUCUAGUUCUAGAUUUAGAUCGGUGGGAUCCCUACGAACUCGUCUUAACAGAAGAACGUUGAUUGAAUAUGCAGAUUUAACCCCCACCUGUCCUUUUCCCCUGUUACAGCCUGGGUUAUACUUCCUGCGUCCGCUUAUCUUCACAAGUCCUCUUGACGUAAAUGUUCAUAAUUUGCCGACGUCCUCUGCGAUCUGACGAACCCUACGUGGACAAAAGCGAGCACGCCUCCAGUUUGAGUCCGACUCUGUCCCAUCUAAUGAAAUAGAACUGUUUAUUAACAACAAAUAAUACAGUGGUCAACUUUGAGUAAACAAUUAUUGAACGGCAUUAAUGGUCUGCCUCCAAUCUAAAUUAUACACGGUAUAUUCAAUAAAAAUAAUAGUUUUUGUGACUUGCCAACAUUUAUCAAGUUUUUCUGAGAACAAAAAUGCAUAAUUUGUAAUUGGAUGAUUAAUAAUUAUGCAAACAUUGGUCCAACAAAACACUUUUUGGCCACACAAAAGGACAAAAAGACUACGAAGAAGAAGGUAACAGGUAAAAUUGCCAGAUGUUCUAUAUGUGACUCCUUAUGUGUUAAAUUGCUGCUUCUAAAAUGGAAUUAGAACUUGAAAUUCACACGCACAGAACCAUGUGGACACAGAAAGUAUGACCCGGCCCUAAUCUACUGUUGUUACUUGACAAACUGCGUUCUGUAGCCAUACAAUGUACCAUUUCCAUACAUGUUCGUCUUAAAGUCCCUCGUCCCCCUGCAACACUUGGUGUCGCUAACAGAUGUCGGUCAAAUCGUGUAGAAGUAACUGUGUUUGUAGGUGGAGUGCCACAUGACACGAUUGCCAGGGAGGUAAGACUGCUGCAGCCAUGUCACCUUUUUUUUUUUUUUUUUUUAAAUGACAAGAAAAUGUGUGUGCGUGUGUGUCUAGACUGUACUGUGAUGAUGUGGCCUCUGCCGUUGAUGUUCACAGACAUUACAAAAAAAGAAAAAAAAGAAAGAGGAACUUUUUGAUCCUGAUCUGAUCGAAACACCAAGAGUUCGCACCAUGCACUACGCUCGAAGCCGACCCACGCAAUACAGUCCCUCUCCUCACCUCUGGGCCUGCACCGAGUGCACUGAUGUCAAAAGCUUCUGCUUUCACACUGUGAUCUUUGCCUUCUUUUAUGUUCAUCCUAGACCUGACCAUCACCACUGAUGCUUUACGUGACGGGGAGGGCGGGGGGGGGGGGUUGUCAUGUGAUCAUGUGACCAGAGCAUCAGCAGUGGAAAACGUCGGGGGGGGCCAUGCAUGAGGUGUGAGAUGACGUAAAGAUCAAAUGGCCUCUGUUUUUAAGAAAGCAGAAAAAAAAAAAAUAUAUAUAUAUAUAUAUAUAUCUACAUUGGGACACAAUGAAGGAAAUUAAAGGCAGACCUGCAAAACGAUGGGAAAACGAAUGUUUACGAAACACUAGGGGCUUUUUUUUUUUUAGAACAUUUUGUGUGUGAAUAUUUAUAUACUGUAGAAUUAUUAAAAAAAAUAAAUGGAAUCAUUGGA
Molecule: messenger RNA, 5557 nt
Organism: Solea solea (common sole)
Lineage: Eukaryota; Metazoa; Chordata; Actinopteri; Pleuronectiformes; Soleidae
Gene: stim2b
Product: stromal interaction molecule 2b
Exons: 12
Coding region: 934-3270 (778 amino acids)
Biological process (GO): store-operated calcium entry; activation of store-operated calcium channel activity; intracellular calcium ion homeostasis
Cellular component (GO): plasma membrane; endoplasmic reticulum
Molecular function (GO): protein binding; calcium channel regulator activity; calcium ion binding
Source: RefSeq, a predicted model, not a curated record